Molecule: messenger RNA, 1781 nt
Organism: Panicum virgatum (switchgrass)
Lineage: Eukaryota; Viridiplantae; Streptophyta; Magnoliopsida; Poales; Poaceae
Product: probable glucuronosyltransferase Os01g0926700
Exons: 5
Coding region: 300-1547 (415 amino acids)
Biological process (GO): glucuronoxylan biosynthetic process; plant-type secondary cell wall biogenesis
Molecular function (GO): glycosyltransferase activity
Source: RefSeq, a predicted model, not a curated record
GACUAUUGAGGGAGGGGAACUUGGCAGUUGGCACUUGGCAGUUGGCACCCACCACCUCCUCUCGUCUGCUCCGCCGACAGAGCAAGCAGCAGCCACCACCACCGCCUCCCAGGUUCCCACGUCCCUGCCAUCCUUUUUGACUCCGGGAUCCCCUCUCCUGCCCGCCUGCCGAGGAUCCCCCCACGACCUUCCUACUACUUCCCCCAUCCUUCCGAUCUCUCCACGUUCCUCUGACCAGCCGAGCGUGAAGUGAGAGAGAGGGAAGGAAGGGAGGGAGGCGGCGGCGCGGGUGAGGACCGAUGGGGAAGGGGAGCGUGCGGGCGCUGGCCCUGGCGCUCGCCGUGCUCCUCGCCUGCUCCGGCGUCGCUGUUGUCACGGCGCAGGACACCGAGCGGAUCGAAGGAAGUGCUGGCGAUGUGCUGGAAGAUAACCCUAUUGGGAGGCUCAAGGUCUUUGUCUAUGAUCUCCCCAGCAAAUACAACAAGAAACUGCUGAAGAAGGACCCUAGGUGCCUGAACCACAUGUUUGCUGCUGAGAUAUUCAUGCAUCGGUUCCUGUUAUCAAGCGCUGUUCGAACUUUUAAUCCCGAGGAAGCAGAUUGGUUCUACACACCUGUAUACACAACAUGCGAUCUGACUCCUUCGGGUCUUCCCUUGCCUUUCAAGUCUCCUCGAAUGAUGCGUAGCGCAAUCCAGCUGAUUGCCACAAACUGGCCUUACUGGAAUAGAUCAGAAGGCGCAGAUCAUUUCUUUGUGACACCACAUGACUUUGGUGCUUGCUUUCAUUAUCAGGAAGAGAAAGCAAUUGGCCGAGGAAUCCUCCCCUUGCUUCAGCGUGCUACGCUGGUUCAAACCUUUGGACAGAAGAACCAUGUCUGCCUGAAGGAUGGAUCCAUUACCAUACCACCAUUUGCGCCUCCCCAGAAAAUGCAAACUCACCUUAUACCCCCAGAUACCCCUCGAUCCAUCUUCGUGUACUUCCGCGGUCUGUUCUAUGACACUGGCAAUGAUCCUGAAGGUGGUUACUAUGCUAGAGGAGCUCGCGCAUCAGUCUGGGAGAACUUCAAGAACAAUCCUCUCUUUGACAUCUCGACUGAUCACCCACCAACAUACUAUGAAGACAUGCAGCGUUCAGUGUUCUGCCUGUGCCCAUUGGGCUGGGCACCAUGGAGUCCUAGGCUAGUGGAAGCAGUGGUCUUCGGCUGCAUCCCGGUGAUCAUCGCAGAUGACAUCGUCCUGCCCUUUGCGGAUGCCAUCCCAUGGGAGGAGAUCGGUAUGUUCGUUGCUGAGGAGGAUGUCCCGAGGCUGGACAGCAUCCUGACAUCCAUUCCCACAGAUGUUAUACUGAGGAAGCAACGGCUCCUCGCGAACCCAUCGAUGAAGCAGGCCAUGCUGUUCCCCCAGCCUGCUCAGCCAGGAGAUGCAUUCCACCAGAUUCUAAACGGACUUGCACGCAAGCUCCCACAUGGUGAUAAUGUCUUCUUGAAGCCCGGGGAGAGGAUCCUGAACUGGACUGCUGGACCACCAGGCGACCUGAAGCCUUGGUAGCAUCUUGCGGAUCUGAGAUGGAUAAAAGCUUUUUGGGAAGGAAAUAUGCAUAGCGCUGACCACAAGCCAAAUGUACAUGUUUUAUAUGCUCUUUGUUCUGUAGCUGUUAUAUAUACCUCAUAUCUUCGUUUCUUUUUUUCUCUCUCUUUAUCCUAUUCAUUAGAUCAUGAGAAUGCCAGGCCCUGUCAAUCAUAUGUGGAUAUAUCAUCAUAAUAAAAAAUUAAAGAUUUUACU